GAAAAUAAGGAAAUAUGGCACAUCGCAGUUCUGUGUUAGUGGUAAAUUGUUAUUGUUAAACGAAAAUAAUGGGAAAUAACAUUGCUUGAAUCUCAAGUUUUUGGUGUGAAAGGAAAUUUUAACAUUCAGGAGUUGAGAAAUCAUUCUUUCUAAUAAAGAUGACAGAUAUCACCAUUAUAGAUAUCCCGGAAGUUGCUUUAGAGAAAAUAUUUUCUUAUUUAAAUUAUGAAGAGAUUGCCAAUAAUCGAUUAGUUUGUAGACAGUUCAAUCAUAUUUGUGAGGGUCUUCUGACAAAAGGUUUCAUACAACUAGAAAAAAAGCAUGCUCAUAUUUAUAAAUUAGUGAAAUCUUUACUGCCAAGAAGACCAUCCGAAAGGAGGAGUAAUGCUCUUGUUUCACGAUACUGUGAGAUCCUACAGGGUAUGGAAACAAGAAUUCGCAUGCUGAAUGUUACAUACAUGAGAUACAUCGACAAACAUCUGAUAUGUUUUGUUCCUGGAAAGGUUCUUGACGAAAUAAAAAGAUUGCUCAAACUAAUUGAGAGCAGAUUUGAUCCACCUAGUAACAAUAAUCAAUUAUUGGAAGAACUACGGGACCUCAGCAGUAUGGCAAUGGAACACUUUGAUGAACAUAUUCUACCCCUUUUGGAGAAGAAAGAACAAGUUACACUUUAUGAGAACACAAUAGCGCCUUCAAAAUCGUUGGAAUAUAGUAAAACACUGAAGGAAUUAAGGAAACUACAUAAGAGAAAUAGAUUGUUCAAAACACAGGUUAGCUACCUGAUGGGAAAAACAAGAAGACUAUCUGAAAAAUGGAACCGCCAGAAUUUACGGAUGAAGAAGCAAUCUUCAAUAAUAAAAGAACAAAACGCCAAGUUACAAGUACAAGCAACACGCUUAGAAAAUCAUGAAAUAACCAUAUCUGAAAUGAAGAAAAAAUUUGAGGAGUUGCAGAAUAAUUUUGUCGAAAUGAAAAGUAAAUGGGAAAUCGAUAUCCACAAGAAAACAAACGUUUCCGCUACAUUAGAUCUCAAUAAAAAAGAUACACCUGUUGAUGCAAAUUCAAUAACCAAAAAUUUGAGGAAAAUAAUACAACAGGAGUCUGUACGACAAAAACACGAUAUUUUGAAAAAAAUAUGCGGUCGUGUGUCUGAUACUAGAACAAUAACGAAUAAACCGCAAUUGUCGAAUUUGCAUAGACAUGAAGCUAGAAAAAAAUGUAUGAGUAUGGUGGAUAUGGAAAUUUGGAGACGUAGAUGUCCAACAUCUCGUUCCACAUACUCCCUAUGGUACAAAAAUAACAUAAAAAAUAGAGCAGAGAUAUUGCUAAGUAAAAAUCCAACUUCAAUCGAGUCACAUCAACCUGAGACAGACAGAACAAAAACGCCAAAGAAGUCUUCUGAUUUCAUUUACAAGUCUGUUACCAAGCCGAGAGCUUCCAAAAUAUUUCCACUUACCUACUUGGACUUGGAAAGAAAGAGGAAAUCUCAUUUGUGUUCAGAUAUUCCAUCGAAGCUGAUGAAAACUAACACAAAUAAUUCUGUAAAAGCCUUGGAUCUAAUUAAUAAGUAUCCUCCUGGACCAAAGCAGAUACCCGAAGAUGAAAAUAAUAGUCUUUCAUCAAAUAUACUCUCUUAUCUUCAGAUUCAUCCUAAUAAACAUAAGAGAAAUAAUGAUGAAUAUGUAUGAUGUAUUUAGAAUUCUUGAUGUUUUUUUUAAAUAUCACAUGAAACGCCACAAGAAGAUAUUGAAUAUUUCAUUUUAUCAUUACUGAUGUGUUUGGAAGGAUUUUCUCAUAGUCGUUUGACUCUAAUUAUGAUUAUUACAAUUAAGUAACUUGAUGUAUUUCUCUUAGUUAUUAAGGGUUUAUUGUUAAUCUUUGAACAUGAGAGAUGCUAUCUAGUAAGAAUUAAUGUUAAUUUGAUUAUUAUUUUAAAAUUAUUAAGUUGAAAAUGUUAAGAAAAUUUUGAAGCUUGUUUGUUUGGUAUUUACCAAUUAAAGAGUUUAUGUUUGGAUUAUAUGAAUUUCAGAAGGGUAACCUUUAUGAAAUAGAAUUGUUAUUAUGAUGAAGGAGGAUAUUGCUGAUUAAAUAAGGAUCUUUGAUAGAUAAAUAUAUCUUAGUUACAA
Harmonia axyridis is the source of this 2126-nucleotide messenger RNA. RefSeq lists its product as uncharacterized. NCBI's taxonomy places the organism in Eukaryota, Metazoa, Arthropoda, Insecta, Coleoptera, Coccinellidae. The transcript has 5 exons. The record is from RefSeq and is a predicted model, not a curated record. Gene Ontology annotation, biological process: protein polyubiquitination. Gene Ontology annotation, molecular function: protein binding. The coding region runs from base 159 to 1688 and encodes 509 amino acids.